Messenger RNA from Topomyia yanbarensis, 509 nucleotides. Its product is annotated as cytochrome c oxidase assembly factor 5. Gene Ontology annotation, biological process: mitochondrial respiratory chain complex IV assembly. The transcript has 3 exons. Lineage: Eukaryota; Metazoa; Arthropoda; Insecta; Diptera; Culicidae. Bases 133 to 381 code for a protein of 82 amino acids. The record is from RefSeq and is a predicted model, not a curated record. Gene Ontology annotation, cellular component: mitochondrion.
UCAUAACAAAGUCACUGUUUAUUGUGCAAUCUUGGUUAUGGAAAAUAAUAUCCUUUGGGUGGAGAAGCAUUAAAAUCUACGAUUUGGCACCAUAACUAAAAUCUUUAUUAGCAACAACGCAACUAAUUCAGGAUGAUGCGCUACGAAGGAAACGAAAAGCUUGCAGAUGAGACCGCCUGUGCCAGGGUACGAGCCGAUUUAAAGAUGUGUCUAUUAGAGUCCGACUGUUGCAAGAAGGAACACAAACUACCUCGCGAUUGCCUCAGUCGAACGGAUAACUCAGUACCGGACGAGUGUCGGGCGUUGCGGACGACAUUUUUCGAAUGUAAGCGGUCCCUGCUGGACAAUCGACAGCGUUUCAGGGGUAGGAAAGGCUACUGAAAUAUAGUGCAGUCAAUCAUUUGGUUGAUUGGUUCUAACUUUGAGCGAAGAGUGAUGAAACACGUAUUUUCAACCAAUGUAAUAUAGGAAUGAUUUGAUGAAUAAAAACGAGUUGCGUUAGUAUUUUA